AAUUUCCACAUAGUAGUGCAAAAUCACCCGAAAAAAGCUCAACAUAGAUUUUAUUUCUCGAGAAAAGUACGUGGCUCAUCCUCUUUAGGUUAUGCAUAUCCUUUCGCCACGCGGAAGCCCAAAGUCGUUUCCGGAGUGUUUCUAUCCUGAGCUGUUUCCGCCGCCAUUGCGGGUUUUCGGAGUUCAGUGCUUGUGCCACUGAUCUUCAUUCAGGGAGAAAAAGCACAAACACCAACCGGGCGGACGGAUCAAGACGCGCGGUGACAUAGCAUCUGCAAUCGCAAGUCUAAACAGAUCCCCAUCCCCCCCUUCUCUUCGGACCUUUAUAUUGUCGUCCUGCAGAGUUGUCUUGGCUUCAACCUGUGUUGAGAAGCCGUAGCAAGUAGCUUGGUGAUCCAGGAGUCCGGGAGGAGAGAGCAGAGAGGAACCGCCAUGGCUCAGAUCCUACCGAUUCGCUUCCAGGAGCACCUGCAGCUCCAGAACCUGGGCAUUAACCCGGCCAACAUCGGCUUCAGCACCCUGACCAUGGAGUCGGACAAGUUCAUCUGCAUCCGCGAGAAGGUGGGGGAGCAGGCGCAGGUGGUGAUCAUCGACAUGAACGACCCCAACACGCCCAUCCGCCGGCCAAUCAGCGCCGACAGCGCCAUCAUGAACCCCGCCAGCAAGGUCAUCGCACUGAAAGGUAGGACCGCGUCCCUUCAGAUUUUUAACAUCGAGAUGAAGAGCAAGAUGAAGGCCCACACCAUGACCGACGAUGUCACCUUCUGGAAGUGGAUCUCCCUCAACACAGUAGCACUUGUAACGGACAACGCCGUCUACCAUUGGAGCAUGGAGGGAGACUCUCAGCCAAUCAAAGUCUUUGACCGGCAUUCCAGCCUAGCAGGCUGUCAAAUCAUAAACUACCGCACUGACGCCAAGCAGAAGUGGCUACUCCUCAUUGGAAUUUCUGCUCAGCAAAACCGCGUGGUUGGGGCGAUGCAGCUGUACUCGGUGGACAGGAAGGUGUCCCAGCCAAUCGAGGGCCACGCAGCCAGCUUCGCCCAGUUUAAAAUGGAGGGGAAUGCCGAGGAGUCCACCCUCUUCUGCUUCGCUGUCCGAGGUCAAGCCGGGGGAAAGUUGCACAUUAUCGAAGUGGGGACGCCGCCCACAGGGAACCAGCCGUUUCCAAAGAAAGCCGUGGAUGUGUUCUUCCCUCCGGAGGCCCAGAAUGACUUCCCCGUCGCCAUGCAGAUCAGCUCCAAGCAGGACGUGGUGUUCCUCAUCACCAAGUACGGCUACAUCCACCUGUACGACCUGGAGACGGGCACCUGCAUCUACAUGAACCGCAUCAGCGGGGAGACCAUCUUCGUGACGGCCCCCCACGAGGCCACCGCCGGCAUCAUCGGGGUCAACAGGAAGGGGCAGGUGCUCUCUGUGUGCGUGGAGGAGGAGAACAUCAUCCAGUACAUCACCAGCGUGCUGCAGAACCCGGACCUGGCGCUGCGCAUGGCCGUCCGCAACAACCUGGCGGGCGCCGAGGAGCUCUUCGCCCGCAAGUUCAACAACCUCUUCGCCAGCGGGAACUACUCCGAGGCCGCCAAAGUGGCCGCCAACGCGCCGAAGGGGAUCCUGCGCACCCCGGACACCAUCCGCCGGUUCCAGAGCGUCCCGGCCCAGCCCGGACAGACCUCCCCCCUGCUCCAGUACUUCGGCAUCCUGCUGGACCAGGGCCAGCUCAACAAGUUCGAGUCCCUGGAGCUGUGCAGGCCCGUCCUGCAGCAAGGCCGCAAGCAGCUGCUGGAGAAGUGGCUGAAGGAGGACAAGCUGGAGUGCUCGGAGGAGCUGGGGGACCUGGUGAAGUCUGUGGACCCCACACUGGCCCUCAGCGUCUACCUGAGGGCAAACGUCCCCAACAAGGUCAUCCAGUGCUUCGCCGAGACCGGACAGUUCCAGAAGAUCGUACUGUAUGCCAAAAAGGUGGGAUACACGCCCGACUGGACCUUCCUGCUCAGGAACGUGAUGCGCAUCAGCCCAGAGCAGGGCCUGCAGUUCGCCCAGAUGCUGGUGCAGGACGAGGAGCCCCUGGCUGACAUCACACAGAUUGUGGACAUCUUCAUGGAGUACAACCUGAUCCAGCAGUGCACCUCUUUCCUGCUGGACGCCCUGAAGAACAACCGGCCGACCGAGGGGCCCCUGCAGACCCGUCUGCUGGAGAUGAACCUCAUGCACGCUCCACAGGUUGCUGACGCCAUCUUGGGGAACCAGAUGUUCACAAACUACGACCGCGCCCACAUCGCCCAGCUGUGCGAGAAGGCGGGGCUUCUGCAGCGUGCGCUGGAGCACUACACCGACCUUUAUGACAUCAAACGUGCCGUGGUCCACACCCACCUGCUCAACCCAGAGUGGCUGGUGAACUUCUUCGGCUCGCUGUCGGUGGAGGACUCCCUGGAGUGCCUGAGGGCCAUGCUGUCCGCCAACAUCCGCCAGAACCUGCAGAUCUGCGUCCAGGUGGCCUCCAAGUACCACGAGCAGCUGUCCACCCAGUCCCUCACCGAACUCUUCGAGUCCUUCAAGAGCUUCGAGGGUCUGUUCUACUUCCUGGGCUCCAUCGUGAACUUCAGCCAGGACCCCGAGGUUCACUUCAAGUACAUCCAGGCGGCCUGCAAGACCGGCCAGAUCAAGGAGGUGGAGCGGAUCUGCAGGGAGAGCAACUGCUACGACCCCGAGCGCGUCAAGAACUUCCUGAAGGAGGCCAAACUGACCGACCAGCUGCCGCUGAUCAUCGUUUGUGACCGCUUCGACUUCGUCCACGACCUGGUCCUCUACCUGUACCGCAACAGCCUGCAGAAGUACAUAGAGAUCUACGUACAGAAGGUGAACCCCAGCCGUCUCCCUGUGGUGAUUGGAGGGCUGCUGGACGUGGACUGCUCUGAAGACGUCAUUAAGAACCUGAUCCUGGUGGUCAGGGGCCAGUUCUCCACCGACGAGCUGGUGGCCGAGGUGGAGAAGAGAAACCGGCUGAAGCUGCUCCUGCCCUGGCUGGAGGCCCGCAUCCACGAGGGCUGUGAGGAGCCGGCCACCCACAACGCCCUGGCCAAGAUCUACAUCGACAGCAACAACAACCCCGAGCGCUUCCUGCGGGAGAACCCCUUCUACGACAGCCGCGUGGUGGGCAAGUACUGCGAGAAGAGGGACCCGCACCUGGCCUGCGUGGCCUACGAGCGCGGCCAGUGCGACCAGGAGCUCAUCAACGUCUGCAAUGAGAACUCCCUGUUCAAGAGUCUGUCCCGGUACCUGGUUCGACGCAAGGACCCGGAGCUGUGGGCCAGCGUUCUCCUGGAGAGCAACCCCUUCAGGAGGUCCCUCAUCGACCAGGUGGUGCAGACCGCCCUGUCCGAGACGCAGGACCCCGAGGAGGUGUCCGUCACCGUCAAGGCCUUCAUGACGGCCGACCUGCCCAACGAGCUCAUCGAGCUGCUGGAGAAGAUCGUCCUGGACAACUCCGUCUUCAGUGAGCACAGAAACCUGCAGAACCUCCUCAUCCUCACGGCCAUCAAGGCCGACCGCACCCGCGUGAUGGAGUACAUCAACCGCCUGGACAACUACGACGCGCCCGACAUCGCCAACAUCGCCAUCAGCAACGAGCUCUUCGAGGAGGCCUUCGCCAUCUUCAGGAAGUUUGACGUCAACACUUCGGCGGUGCAGGUGCUGAUCGAGCACAUCGGGAACCUGGACCGGGCCUACGAGUUCGCCGAGCGCUGCAACGAGCCGGCCGUGUGGAGCCAGCUGGCCAAGGCCCAGCUGCAGAAGGGCCUGGUGAAGGAGGCCAUCGACUCCUACAUCAAGGCCGACGACCCGUCCGCCUACAUGGAGGUGGUGCAGGCCGCCGACCAGAGCGGGAACUGGGAGGACCUGGUGAAGUUCCUCCAGAUGGCGAGGAAGAAGGCCCGCGAGUCGUACGUGGAGACGGAGCUGAUCUUCGCCCUGGCCAAGACCAACCGCCUGGCCGAGCUGGAGGAGUUCAUCAACGGGCCCAACAACGCCCACAUCCAGCAGGUCGGUGACCGCUGCUACGAUGAGAAGAUGUACGACGCGGCUAAGUUACUGUACAACAACGUGUCCAACUUCGGAAGGCUGGCCUCCACGCUGGUGCACCUGGGGGAGUACCAGGCUGCUGUGGACGGAGCCCGCAAGGCCAACAGCACCAGGACCUGGAAAGAGGUGUGCUUCGCCUGUGUGGACGGGAAGGAGUUCCGUCUGGCCCAGAUGUGUGGCCUGCACAUCGUCGUCCACGCCGACGAGCUGGAGGAGCUCAUCAACUACUACCAGGAUCGCGGUUACUUUGAGGAGCUGAUCACCAUGCUGGAGGCGGCCCUGGGGCUGGAGCGGGCGCACAUGGGCAUGUUCACAGAGCUGGCCAUCCUGUACUCAAAAUUCAAACCGCAGAAGAUGAGGGAGCACCUGGAGCUCUUCUGGUCCCGAGUCAACAUUCCAAAGGUCUUGAGGGCGGCGGAGCAGGCCCACCUCUGGGCGGAGCUCGUCUUCCUGUACGACAAGUACGAGGAGUACGACAACGCCAUCAUCACCAUGAUGAACCACCCGCCCGACGCCUGGAAAGAGGGCCAGUUCAAAGAUAUCAUCACCAAGGUGGCCAACGUGGAGCUGUAUUACAAAGCCGUUCAGUUUUAUCUGGAGUUCAAACCGCUGCUUCUCAACGACCUGCUGGUCGUUUUGUCCCCCCGGCUCGACCACACCCGCGCGGUCAACUUCUUCACCAAGGUCAAGCAACUUGCACUGGUUAAACCUUACCUGAGGUCCGUACAGAACCACAACAACAAGUCCGUCAAUGAAGCACUUAACAACCUCUUUAUCGCAGAAGAAGAUUAUCAGGCCCUGCGCACAUCCAUAGACGCCUACGACAACUUUGAUAACAUCUCGCUGGCCCAGAGCCUGGAGAAGCACGAGCUGAUCGAGCUGAGGAGAAUCGCCGCCUACCUCUUCAAGGGCAACAAUCGCUGGAAGCAGAGCGUGGAGCUCUGCAAGAAGGACAAGCUCUACAAGGAUGCAAUGCAGUACGCGUCGGAGUCGAAGGACACGGAGCUGGCGGAGGAGCUGCUCCAGUGGUUCCUGCAGGAGGAGAAGAAGGAGUGCUUCGCCGCCUGCCUGUUCACCUGCUACGACCUGCUGCGGCCCGACGUCGUCCUGGAGACGGCCUGGCGGCACAACAUCAUGGACUUCUCCAUGCCCUACUUCAUCCAGGUCAUGCGGGAGUACCUGAGCAAGGUUGAUGCGAUUAAGGAAAAGGUGGACAAACUGGACGCUUCCGAGUCGCUGAGGAAAGAGGAGGAGCAGAACACUGAAACGCAGCCCAUUGUCUACGGCACGCCCCAGCUGAUGCUCACCGCGGGACCCAACGUAGCCGUGCCCCCCCAGCAGGCGUACGGCUACGGCUACACGGCGCCGGCCGGCUACGGCCAGCCCCCCCCCCAGCCGGGUUUCGGCUACAGCAUGUGAGAGCCCUGGCGCCCCGGAGCCCCGCCCCCCCGGAGCCCCGCCCCCCGUCUCCUCCAGCUCUUCACCAGCUCAUUAAGGUCUUCUACUCACCGCAGGGGAUACUGUUCCAACAAGCAAAGUUGCAGUUAUUUUUCUCAGUUAUUUACUUACCAUCCUUAUCGUUUCCUUUAAACUCUCAUGAAGGACUCCUUAUUAUUUUUUUUAUUUUUUUUUUUACUGUUUAUUGAAAGAAUCGGACCUCAAGGUUUCUUUUUUAACAUUCCAUUUUUACGUAUUUUUGCUUGAAUGUUUUCGUUUUGUCUCACGUUUUUUUUUUGUUUUUGUUUUUUUUUUUUAACCCCUCACAAGGGGGGAAUGGUUUAUGCGCUGAAAAAAGAGGGCUUGUGUUAUGAAGAGAUCGAGUCUCUUCUGCGGCGUCUGUUUCUGCAGCAUCCGAUUUGCACUCUGUAGUGAGAAGAAACCCGUGUAGAAUCUCCAUUUCAGUGUGUCUGAGCAGCUUGGUCAGUCUGUCCGUAAAAAGGCAUUUUGGUUAUUGUAUAUCCAGAAAAAUAAAAUUUACAGUGUUCUUACCGCUUCCGUAAAUUCAACUAGAAACACUAAGUAAUAAAACUAUAUUCGACACAAGCCACCUAGCUGUUUGGAGUUAUUUAACAUGCAUACAUCAAUGCAAUUUCAAUUCAUUUCCAGUCUAUACAGGUAGUUAACCAUGUAGAAGUCUUUGUUUUUCAGUUUUGUUUUUUUUUUGUUGUUUGUUUUUUCCACUCCAUAUGUAACAUAUGAGUUUGUUUUUGUUUUUUUUGUGUGCUGUAUACAGUGCUCUUGUGUGAGACCGUUUCCGUUUUUUUGAGGAGGGAAAAGACUAUUCUGAAUCCUGUAUGAACCCACUGACCCAUCUUUCUUGUGCUGAGGUUUGUGUGUGCUGGAUGUUGUGGUGUUCUAGGUCACUGUAUCAACUGUACAGAGAAUGAAUAUAAAAAACCUCAUAUACCCUCCUCCUCCUCCUCCUGCCAGUUUUAUUUGUGCAGUCUGCUCAAAUGGAAAAUAAAAUCACAGGACUGUGGUUAUUUGGUGUCUUCAUUGUAUGCUUAUGUUUAAAAUAUCAAUAAUAACCCCCCUUGCCCCUCCCCCACCCCAUCAUAACCUUGAAAGUUUAAAGAUUACCUGUUAUAUUCUUAAACAAAUGUAUUGAUAUUUUAUUUAAUUGUUGUGCAUCUAAAAAUGAAGUAAUUCCAGCAUAUACCUUGGAUUUAAUUCCGUGACAUAUGGCAGUUUGCUUUUCCACAUAAAAUAAAGAAAUUCUUGUUUGUCAAGAACUGUCUUGUGUUUGUGCCAUGCGAUCUUAUUGGUGUUUUGUGCAUAAAUUCACAGCUUGUUGCUGAAGAUUUCGGUUAACAUGUCUAUUCUAAUUUGUCUGCAGUUUUAUGACUUGGAUCCUGCUUUUGUUCUCUUCUCUUUUUAAAAGUAUUGGAAAAACUUCAGGCAAAUGAUUUCACUGAAUGCAAUGACAUCGCGAAUGAAUGUGGCGCAUGGUUGUAAACUCUUAUGUCCACAGAUUUAAGUUUUCAAAUGUCUGUCAUUUUUUCUACUUCUGCUUUUCAAACCAUGUUUUUAUUCCCAUGAAUGAUUGUUGGAGGGGGAAAAAAACUGGCCUAUAGCGGACACUGUAACCAAAAUCGGUAAUCCACUUGGAAAAGAAGAUGUAAACUUUGAGGAACGUGGUUUAUGGAAUCAUUUCGUUAGGACCGUUUUUUGUGCAAAUACAGAAUACUCCAUGCUGUCUUAAAGUUACAUUUUACUAUCCAAAACGGCCGCUUGGUUUAGUUGUACUUGCAAUAACAAUCGGUGACACUGUCAGCAUUGAGUAUGUGGUUUACAAAGAGAAUUUGGUCGCAAUAUUUAAUGCAACUCCCUGAGGCCUUCAUAGAGCAUAUGCACAUGUAACAUUGCUAGAAAUUGUUCUGCUAUCUGCGGUUAGAUUUGUGAAUGCUUUAAGAGGUAGUGAUACCAUGUUUAAUAUCAUGAUAUGCAUGUUGUUAGGGGGCCUUAAGGAGUUGCUCUUUAUACAAUGUGACUGAAAAUUUUAAUUAUUGAAAGAUGUAUAAGAGAUUUUAACGAACAAUUGUUUUUUUGCUUACAAAGUGUUAGAGCUGUGAUUAAAAUAGUUAACUCAAAAACA
Anguilla rostrata (American eel) is the source of this 7669-nucleotide messenger RNA. RefSeq names its product clathrin heavy chain 1-like. Gene Ontology annotation, cellular component: clathrin coat of trans-Golgi network vesicle; extracellular exosome; clathrin-coated endocytic vesicle. The transcript has 33 exons. NCBI's taxonomy places the organism in Eukaryota, Metazoa, Chordata, Actinopteri, Anguilliformes, Anguillidae. Gene Ontology annotation, biological process: receptor-mediated endocytosis; intracellular protein transport; clathrin coat assembly. Bases 433 to 5493 code for a protein of 1686 amino acids. The record is from RefSeq and is a predicted model, not a curated record. Gene Ontology annotation, molecular function: structural molecule activity; clathrin light chain binding.